AAAGCCCUACCUUGGCAUUCGUGUGGCAUUCAGUUGCGAACAACUGGCACCGACGUCGGUGAAUGUUGAACAGACAUCCGGGGGGCCGCUGACGGAGCGAAGCUGGAAAUUAAUGAUGAAUCCAAGAUAAUAGCUGACAAGUCAGAGGUCGGGGAUGUGAGUGUUCAAAGUGCUCCAACGAUAACAGAGAUACAGAAGGAAAAAGAAAUUAUAUCUAAAUUAGUAUCUUAAAAAGAGCGAAGAGUCCUCGAGUGUAGAAGAACCACAGCUGGAGACUAGAGGUGAAGACAAUCGAGUAUCAGAGAAUGGCAACUAUGCUAACCUAGUAACUGAUGCAGGUGUUUUGCUUGCACCAAAUGAAGGCAAUGAUCGCGAACUUCCCUCUGGCCACACACCUCCGACGUCUGCUAAUGAUGGGGACACUAGCAAAGAAAACCAGCAGCUCCUUCAUAAAUGCGCCCAAGCACAGAAGAAGAAGGCGAAGCGCAAAAACCAAAGACCGAAAACAUCUAAACGCAGAUCACGGAAAGACAUAAAAGAGUGUCCAACGAAAGAAGAUGAACCAGAAUUAUCGUAAUAGGAACGGAACCCAUCCUUUAUAACGUCAAGACAGAAGCGAAAGUCGGACAAGAAGUCGUACCCCCUAAGCGCUACCCCGUGACAGAGUCAUCAAACGCGAGAGAGCUGAUGAAAUCGGCCAUCAGGCUGAAGAGAUGACUCCUCAUAAGACAGCUUCCGAACUUGCCGCAAGUAUUACCGAUGCACAAGAAGGAAAGGUCAAGGGGAGUAAUAAGCUCAACGUGCGGACAAAGCAGAACAAGUCGAAAAAGGCGGCAAACAAGAUGGAUGCAGAGGCUGAACAAUUGUCUGUGCAUGGAGUUAAAAUCAAUCUCCGAGAGAGCAGAAAACAAAAGAGCAAGGAAAGCGUGUCCGUCAAGAAGCCAGUUACUCCACAACGACAAGAAGAUGCAUCGAAGAAGGAGCCUCGUGUAGAGUCACGCGAUGACGUACUGGUCAUCAGUAAACAUAAACAUACUGCAACGCCAUUAGCACUAAAUGCAAGUGGUCAGAGUAAGAACGAAGCAGCAGAAAGAUCAACCAAAAAAGGGAAACACCAAAACAAUCAUGGAGAUGAUUACCCCAGAAAGGGCCACGCCUGUGGAGUAAUGGGUAGACCUUCCACGCCUUCCACCACCAAGAGGAGUUAAUACGCCACAGCGACCCAAAAGGGAAAUAGAACAGGGAGAGAAUCAUACCAGGCGAAUGGUAUGGUACAAGAUGGCGCAAGAUCAAUUAAUAGGUAAGAGGCUAAACCGGUUGAUAAUUAUUCCCUGGGAAGUCUUCUCGUCAAGGCAAACAUGCACCAAGGGGACGGAAGACUUAUCAUCCCAGGUGUACAGUGUUGUUCCAUUGCUCUCUGCGCAAUCCUCAGAGCGUCCGAAAGUCCUUUGCUCUGGACGCUGAGGACAUGGACGACAUCAUUCUCACCGGGGAUAAGAGACACAGGGAGACUCAAGAGAAAAUGGGUCUCUCGAAAACCGCAUAUCUGCACAUCGAUGAGAUUGAUCUAGAUAUUAAACUACGGGGUCGGCACUUCCACUUGAAGAGAAGUGGUGUCAUGUGUGGUGACAUUAUGAACGAUGGCACAGACAAGAACCACAAUCCGCUACCAGGCAUUGAAAGUAGUAUUGAUUCCCUAAAAGAGUAUGCCUUAUUUUACGACAUCUAAAACCUGGUUGUUGUUUGAUUCGCAUAAUCGCGACCAGAAUGGAUUUAGACAUCCUAACGGGAAGGCUGUUCUUCUCGAGUUCAAGACUCUAAGAAGUGUUGGCUGUUACAUCAGGCGGUUCGUGAGCUCCAACGGCUUCAGCGACGAGACGAGUCCACGCCCGCUAGAUGAUUCGCAAUUGAGCUAUGAGCUGGCCGGCAUUAAGGUAGCAGUGCUGAGCUGAGAUCUUUUGCGCGUGACAUGACAUUGCAUUACUGGCAAUGCUUUGCAUACUAUUCGGACUAAGAAUUUAAAAAGAUUGUAUAUUUUGUAUAUAGCUAAUAAAGUACGUUCAAUAUCA
This is a messenger RNA of Nematostella vectensis (starlet sea anemone), 2069 nucleotides long. RefSeq lists its product as uncharacterized. The coding region runs from base 714 to 1208 and encodes 164 amino acids. The record is from RefSeq and is a predicted model, not a curated record. NCBI's taxonomy places the organism in Eukaryota, Metazoa, Cnidaria, Anthozoa, Actiniaria, Edwardsiidae. The transcript is spliced from 2 exons.